GUGCUGUGCAUAAAUUUAAUCCCCGUACUACGCGCCUGCCCUCCCCCGUCGCUUGUCCGCGCCGGCGGCGGCGGCGGCCAGCAACGACGCGCGCUCCUCGUCGCUCGCGUUCGCGUACAUGUCCGCGAGGAGCUGCUGCGUGGAGGCGCCCUUGAGGUCGCCGUGCGCCAGGCGGGCGUCGCGGUCCGCCUUCCGCCGGUCGAGCGUGUCGUCCAGGGCGCUCCAGACGUCGCCGGGCGCCGCUUUGGCGAGACGGAGCUGGAUCCGGUCCCGCUUGAGCACCAACUUGCUCCGCGCGGCGUCCACGGGGCCGCACAAGUUGGAGACGACGAGUCGCCGCGUCUUCCCGGCCCGCGCGUGCGCGAGGGCAAAGCUCCGGUCGCCGACGUCGUGCGUCGUUUCGGCGGCGGUCGCGCCCUCGACGGGCACGUAGAGCGUCACGAACUUGUCCGUCUGGUCCCAGGAAUACGUUUCGAACUUCUCCAUUGCGGGCGCGGGCGCGGGCGGCGGCCCGGGAGCUGGCGCUCGCGCCGGUGGUGGCGCGGGAGCCGGCGCUCGCGGCGGCGACGGCGCGGGAGCGGGUGUCGCAGGUGGCGCGGCGCGAAGACGCGCCGCGUGACCCUCGCACAGCGCCGCGGCGUAGGCCGUGCGGGCCAACUUCGCCAGCGCCGCGAGGUCCGCGGCCACGGCCUUAGGCUCCUCGUUUCCGAUCUCUUGCUCGAAGGCCGCCAUCGUAAGAACAGCUGUUCUAGUUAAUGGGACAGGACGCCUGCUGCCUCCACAUGCUGUCCAGAGG
Messenger RNA from Pelagomonas calceolata, 796 nucleotides. The record is from the annotation of a GenBank genome assembly. NCBI's taxonomy places the organism in Eukaryota, Pelagophyceae, Pelagomonadales, Pelagomonadaceae.